Molecule: messenger RNA, 2191 nt
Organism: Onychostoma macrolepis
Lineage: Eukaryota; Metazoa; Chordata; Actinopteri; Cypriniformes; Cyprinidae
Gene: mvda
Product: mevalonate (diphospho) decarboxylase a
Exons: 10
Coding region: 302-1522 (406 amino acids)
Biological process (GO): isoprenoid biosynthetic process; isopentenyl diphosphate biosynthetic process, mevalonate pathway
Cellular component (GO): cytosol
Molecular function (GO): diphosphomevalonate decarboxylase activity; ATP binding
Source: RefSeq, a predicted model, not a curated record
CGCGGAGGUUAGUAUCUCCCAAUAAUAAGGCCAUCUCUGGUUCUGGUAAGACCAUGGUCCGACGCCAAUGAUUGGGUCACUUUAAUAUAGGGUUGUACGGUGAGCUCUCUAAUUGGUCAAAUACGGAUCCUCGUGUUCAGCGUGAACCAAUCCACACUCAAGGUUGUGUUACAUUUGCUUUCACACUAUGUUUCACGCUGUUAAACAAUAGCUGGUAACCAGCGCAAGUUGUAUUUGUUAAUAAUCUUUCACUUUUGUUAAAUUAUCUGCGCGGCAAUUAUCUGUCGAUUUUUAUAAAUUUAUGAAUAUGCCAGAAAACGAUAAACAAAAUCUCGCUAUGGUCACCUGCACGGCACCGGUAAACAUCGCUGUCAUCAAAUACUGGGGGAAACGUGAUGAAGAUAUCAUUCUGCCAAUCAAUUCAUCCCUCAGCGUAACAUUGCAUCAGGACCAGCUCAAAACAACCACAACAAUUGCAUGCAGCAGAAAUUUCCAGCAAGACCGCAUCUGGUUGAAUGGCAAAGAAGAGGAUAUCAGCAACCCCCGGCUGCAGUCAUGUCUGCAGGAGAUUCGAAGGUUUGCUCGCAAGAGACGAAAUACUGGUGAUUCAACUUCUGACGUCAACAGUGUGUCGCAUAAGGUCCAUAUUUGCUCUGUGAAUAAUUUUCCAACUGCUGCUGGCCUGGCAUCAUCUGCAUCAGGCUACGCCUGUCUGGUGUACACGCUGUCACAGUUGUUUGGUGUGGAGAACGAGCAGUUGUCUGCAGUGGCACGACAGGGAUCUGGCAGUGCAUGCAGGAGUUUGUAUGGUGGCUUUGUCCAGUGGAAGCUGGGGGAACGGUCGGACGGGAAAGACAGUCUCGCUGAGCAAGUGGAAUCGGAGUCGUACUGGCCAGAGCUCAGAAUAUUGAUCCUAGUGGUGAGUGCUGAUCAGAAGUCUGUUGGGAGCACAUCUGGAAUGCAUACUAGUGUGGAGACGAGCCAACUUCUGAAGUACCGGGCAGAUGUUGUGGUCCCCAGUCGUAUGGAGGAGAUGAUCAGGGUUAUACGACAACGAGACUUUACAGCAUUUGGUGAGCUGACUAUGAAAGACAGUAAUCAGUUUCAUGCCAUCUGUCUGGACACCUACCCACCCAUAUUCUACCUGAACAACAUAUCGCACCAGAUCAUCAGCCUAGUUCACCGCUACAACCAGUACUAUGGGGAGACCAGGGUGGCAUAUACCUUUGAUGCUGGUCCUAAUGCUGUUAUUUACACAUUGCAAGACCACUUGCCAGAGUUUGUACAGGUGGUCCGUCAUUUCUUUCCCCCAGAAAUCAGCGGAGAAGAGUUUGUCAAAGGUCUUCCUGUGUGUUCAGCUGACCUUUCUGAGGACCUGAAGAGAGACAUUAAUAUGGAUCCCACGCCCAAGGGUAUACGCUAUAUAAUCAGCACUGAGGCUGGUCCUGGGCCAUGUGUGGUGAAGGAUCCAAACCAUCAUUUGUUGGGAGCUGAUGGGCUGCCCAAGAAGAGUGCUAUUUGAGAUGAACCCUUAAGAUUACAGAGAAAGAAAAAAAUAUGUUUUGCAUCAUUAAAGAUACUUUGUAAAUAUAUUUCAAUAUAAAUUGCUGGUAAAGAGUGAAUUUACUCUGAUUAAAAUAGUGAUUUAUAUGAUGACACAGUUUGUCUUUUUGUCUGAUCUGCAUGAAUGGAUUGUUAUCUUUGUUUAGACUCAUAUAAAUUAUUCUUAAAGAAUGGGGGACAUUUAAGUUACAAACAAAAACAGCAAUGAGGGUUUUUUUUUUUUUUUUUUUUUUCACCCAGCAAAUAGAUCAACAUAAAAGAUCAUCAAGAUCAUAAACCAUGUUGUGCAUCAUCUUGUCAUCAGAAACCUUGAUGCAUGACCUCCGUGGUUUAGGUUGGACAUAAUUUUACAGUUAUUUUCUCACAGACAAGAAAGCUUUAAUUUAUUAAAAUUUUUAAAUAUCUUGUGUUCUCGUAGUCAGCCAUUGAGAACAGAGUGCAGAGUGCAGAGGACAGAUGGAAAUACAUGGAUGUGUUCUUUAUAUUGAGGAUUCAUUAAAUGCCACCUUUGAGAGAAAACACUGGAUUGAGAGCAAAUACAUGACAGCUCAUAAAAGUAAACAUUUUUGUUUUGUUUUGUUUUGCAUAAUUUUAAUAAAGGAAUAAAGACUCAAAGAAUGCCUGCAGU